This is a messenger RNA of Mercenaria mercenaria, 1745 nucleotides long. Its product is annotated as T-box transcription factor TBX20-like. NCBI's taxonomy places the organism in Eukaryota, Metazoa, Mollusca, Bivalvia, Venerida, Veneridae. Gene Ontology annotation, molecular function: RNA polymerase II cis-regulatory region sequence-specific DNA binding; DNA-binding transcription factor activity, RNA polymerase II-specific. Gene Ontology annotation, cellular component: nucleus. The record is from RefSeq and is a predicted model, not a curated record. The coding region runs from base 69 to 1745 and encodes 558 amino acids. The transcript has 8 exons. Gene Ontology annotation, biological process: cell fate specification; positive regulation of DNA-templated transcription; regulation of transcription by RNA polymerase II.
GUGAGAUAUACACCUAGAACUUGGAAUAAUUCGACAUCGUGGAAAUAUCAACAAUUUAGCUGUUAGAGAUGCUGCUCUUACAGGGAAAUAACUACAGUGGCAGUGGCACGGGAGGUAACCCUAACACGUACGGCACGAGCUCAAGUCAUUCUAGCAGUCACAUGUACGAGGAAGACCUGAUAUCACGUGGGGCACGUGGCUUUCCGUUAGGACACGGAAUGUUGCCCGCACCACAGGCUUACUCCUUCGGGUUCCCUGUCCAUCCGGCGCAUGAUCCCAUGGGACUGUCUUCAUUCGGUCAGUCACAGCAGUUCGGAGGUUAUCCGUCAUUUUCGAGUCAUUCCGAUCACAAGAGGAUGUUGGGUGGCACCCAAGUCGAGGCUAUGGACAAGAACCUCAAGAUAACAUUAGAAAAUCGUGACCUCUGGUCAAAGUUCAGCUCACUUGGAACGGAAAUGAUCAUUACAAAAACAGGACGACGAAUGUUCCCUACCUUAAAGGUCAGUCUUGAAGGUUUGGACCCACACUCAAAAUAUAUUCUGCUUGUGGAUAUUGUGCCGCUGGAUGACUGUAGAUACAAGUACCAUAACUCGGAGUGGGUGGUCACAGGCAAGGCAGAGCCUCACAUGCCCGGUCGACUUUACAUCCACCCAGACAGUCCAGCUUCCGGCUCACACUGGCUCAAACAACCGGUUACAUUCCACAAACUGAAGUUGACGAACAACAACCUGGAUCAGAACGGACAUAUUAUAUUAAAUUCAAUGCACAAGUAUCAACCCCGUGUUCAUAUAGUACAGGCGAAUGAUAUAUUCAGCAUGAGGUGGACCUCCUUCAACACUUAUGCGUUCGAGGAGACAACAUUUAUUGCCGUGACAGCAUACCAGAAUGAACAGAUAACCCAACUGAAAAUUGACCAUAACCCCUUUGCCAAAGGUUUUCGGGACAAUGGAAUGGGUCGCAGGUGCGUGUUAGACCACAGGCUAACACUGAAAAGACCCUCAGAUGAAAGCUUGAUAGAUUACGAAAAAGAGGACGGGCAUUUCUCUAAGAAACAGAAGCACGAAGAAGACAAUCUUGAUCUGAAACCAGCACAUAAAAACGAAAUCAAAGACGAAUCUGACACAUUGAACAAAUCAGACCGUUCAACAGAGGACUUACCUGAAGGAGAAAUGAACCAGUGCACCGUCAACAAAUCAGGGUCGUCUGGAGGCAUGCAUCUCCCGCUGGUAAAGGCCAAGUCCCCACCGUUACCACCAGCACAAAGUGGAAGCCAAGGUGUCUGCAGUUACAGCAGUUCUUUGUCUAACAGUGCGUUAAGCAAAAGCUAUGGUACCUCUUGUAUGGGUGGACUUAAUGGUGUAAACAACGAUCAGUCGUAUUAUCCUCAUCAUUCUCCAGCAGACCGAUCAAAUAGUUCCUCAUUUUUGCCGGUGACAACGUCACCAAACUUAUUACAGCCACAGUCAGCAGUAUCCUCUAGUCUAAGUCUUCACUCGUUGUCCAUGAAUCAAAUGCAACAAUGUAGACUACCAGGAACCACAUUAGCAAACACAGAUUGUGCUCUGCGACAAAGUUCACAUUUGUCCUCUACCUCUAGUUAUGGACUUCGGGCUUCGCCGACCCCGCAACACCCAUCGCUACCCUCAUGCACGUAUAUGCAGACCACACAGGGUUCUGGCUAUUCAUCACAUCUUACCCCAAAUGUACACAUGAUGAAUAUGAACUUUCAAGGACCUAUGGCGUAA